Uloborus diversus is the source of this 1353-nucleotide messenger RNA. RefSeq names its product acid-sensing ion channel 4-A-like. Gene Ontology annotation, molecular function: ligand-gated sodium channel activity. The record is from RefSeq and is a predicted model, not a curated record. The coding region runs from base 1 to 1353 and encodes 450 amino acids. Gene Ontology annotation, cellular component: membrane. NCBI's taxonomy places the organism in Eukaryota, Metazoa, Arthropoda, Arachnida, Araneae, Uloboridae. Gene Ontology annotation, biological process: sodium ion transmembrane transport. The transcript has 13 exons.
AUGAAAUCCUCAAAAAAGAGAUUGCCACCAUGGCGCUCCAGGAUGCGCUGCUUGUUUCGAAUCUUCAUGGUGACUGGAUUCAUUGUUCAAAGCAUCUUGUUUUUUGAGAUGUAUUCAAAACACCCCUCCAUGCUGCAACUGGACGUUGACCAACCUCAAGAAGUGGAUCUUCCUGCUUUCACCGUUUGCAAUUUAAACGAAGUCAGAGCAUCAGAGUUUUGCCGAUAUUAUCCUCAGAAAUGUGGAAAUUCUAAAACAGUACCUGACUUUUGUACGCGCUAUGUUGAAUACUGCAAGCUACAAAACGGACCAAAAAUGGUUCCAAUUAUUUUUCUGGAAGAGUUCAACCUGACGCGGUACGAGCAACAGACCUUCGGUCACCAAUGGGAAGACCUAGUAGUUAGCUGUGUGGUAGAAAUCGAUGGAAAUGAGCAGAACUGUCCCGGGGAGCCUAUUUUAGUACCAGCUUUAAGUCAUUCCAUACAGAUCCCGUUCAACUGUUUCAUGAUGUUCUCUCUAUAUGGGCAACCGGAUGCAGUUCCAGAAAAGGUUCCAAGGUCAGCAGUCAUCAGGCUGCAUUUGAACGUAGAAGUAGGGGAGUAUCAUCCAUAUCACCUGACCAGGGGAUCUCAGAUAAGCAUUCAUUCUCCGUACCAUGUGCCUUCUCCCAUGAGCGGCGGCCAGCUUCUAAACAUGGGAAACAUAUAUAGGAUAUACCUCAGACUCGCUCAACAAAAUUUACUGCCUGCGCCUUACAGCAGUAACUGCACCGAUUAUAUGUCUCAGUGGCAUGCCAAUGGUGGUAAGGGGCCUAUAACACAAAAGAUGUGUACGGAGAAAUGUAAAUUAGACAAAUCUUUAGAACUGUAUGGUUGCGCCGAGCCUCGCAUCGACUAUCCUCAUAACGAAACCAUGUGUGAAAAAGGCAUUCCAAGAUUCCAUGAAAAAGCGAGAGCUGAAUGUUCCAGACAGUGUACAAUGCCUUGCAAAAUAUCAACUUAUGAACUCCAAGUUCAAAUUGCUGACAGUGAAGGACAGCGAGGAUCUUGUGUGAAUGAAACCGAUUUAUCAUGCGUAGUCCUCGUACAAAUUUUUAUGGAAAACAUGGAAAUAACGACGUUCACAUAUACACCCAAAUUUGAGGCAGUUGGAAUCUUAAGCUGGAUAGGCGGCUAUGUGGGGCUUUGGUUAGGCAUUUCUUUACUACAUGUGUACGAUUUCCUCGAAAAAUGGUUUUUCUACUGUAUAACAUCUUUACAAAAACGGAGCAAGUCACUUGACUUGGUGAGUUUUCUCUCUACCUUGGCGAAAACUGAAAAAAAUUACACUUACAUCAUCGACGGCGAAAAUUAA